This is a messenger RNA of Paramecium pentaurelia, 470 nucleotides long. The record is from the annotation of a GenBank genome assembly. NCBI's taxonomy places the organism in Eukaryota, Ciliophora, Oligohymenophorea, Peniculida, Parameciidae.
AUGAUAGAGACCAAAAAACUUAAAUCUAUUGCUAAGGGAGGACAAUAUUAAAUUUAUAAGGCUCUCAGCAAAUUAGUAGUUGAAUAUGAGAACUUUCGGAAAAAGGAAAACUAACCAUAAUUCUUAACUCAUCUAAUGCUUAAGACCCGAUCAGAAAAUCUUAAUAAUUUGAAACCCUUAGAUGAUGGGAAAAGCAUUAAUUGUUUUUCUGUAAUUAUUAAAUAUAUGAACUAUAGUGGUUAUAUGAAUACAGAUCAACUUUAAAAAUGGAGUAACCAAGAAUCCCAUACGAUAUAUAUUUUGCUAGUUGGUCAAAGAUUUAUAGGAUUAAGAAUGUUGUUAAUAGAUUGAGAUUUAGGAAACUACUAUAAGUAUAAGAUAUUCAACCAAUUCCUUUGGAUGAUAAUAUUCCUAUAACUAUUUUUGGCCUUGGCAGAAUGGAUAGUUUAAGGAUCUAUCAAUCUGGCUGA